Sclerotinia sclerotiorum 1980 UF-70 is the source of this 771-nucleotide messenger RNA. RefSeq lists its product as hypothetical. The record is from RefSeq and is a predicted model, not a curated record. The transcript has 4 exons. Lineage: Eukaryota; Fungi; Ascomycota; Leotiomycetes; Helotiales; Sclerotiniaceae. The coding region runs from base 1 to 771 and encodes 256 amino acids. Gene Ontology annotation, biological process: ubiquitin-dependent protein catabolic process. Gene Ontology annotation, cellular component: proteasome core complex, alpha-subunit complex; proteasome core complex; nucleus.
AUGUCCAGAAGAUACGAUUCAAGAACGACUAUCUUCUCCCCAGAAGGACGUCUUUACCAAGUCGAAUAUGCUCUUGAAGCUAUCUCUCACGCAGGAACCGCAUUAGGGAUCCUGGCAAAGGAUGGAAUUGUAUUGGCUGCAGAAAGAAAGGUUACUAGCAAGCUAUUGGAGCAAGAUACUUCGGCCGAGAAGCUCUACAUUUUGAACGACAACAUGAUUUGCGCAGUAGCAGGUAUGACAGCUGAUGCUAACAUCCUCAUCAACUAUGCCCGCCAAGCCGCUCAACGAUACCUCCUUACCUAUAAUGAAGACAUUCCUUGCGAACAGCUCGUGCGUCGAUUAUGCGAUUUGAAGCAAGGUUAUACUCAGCAUGGUGGUCUUCGUCCUUUUGGUGUUUCAUUCAUCUAUGCAGGUUACGAUCCACAGAGGGAGUUCCAACUUUACCAAAGUAAUCCUAGUGGUAACUAUGGAGGAUGGAAGGCUACGAGUGUUGGUGCAAACAAUGCUAGUGCGCAGAGUUUGUUGAAGCAGGAUUACAAGGAGGACUGUGAUCUAAAGGAGGCUUGUGGAAUGGCGGUCAAGGUGUUGAGCAAAACCAUGGAUUCUACGAAGUUGAGCAGCGAGAAGAUUGAGUUUGCUACAGUAGGAAAGAACAAGGAUGGCACAAUUUACCACCACCUCUGGGGUGCGGAUGAGAUUACGACUUUAUUGAAGGAACAUGAUUUGGCUAGAGAUGAGACUGGCGCAGACGGAGAUCGAAUAACCAGCUAG